Talaromyces marneffei is the source of this 369-nucleotide messenger RNA. RefSeq lists its product as uncharacterized. The record is from RefSeq and is a predicted model, not a curated record. Lineage: Eukaryota; Fungi; Ascomycota; Eurotiomycetes; Eurotiales; Trichocomaceae. The transcript has a single exon. The coding region runs from base 1 to 369 and encodes 122 amino acids.
AUGCUAUUUUCCACUUGGCUUGGCAACGUCGACGUUUUUCUCCGCCCUCGCCAUAGAAAUACGCCAAUAACAACCAGCAACGCAAUUCCAAGCGGUACCCCAAUUCCAACACCAACUUUCAGUACCUCGCUUGUCCCGUUUGAUGAUACUGUGCUCGUGCUCGCGGCAAUGGUCGAAAUUGUCGAGCUUGUCAUGGAGGUAGUGGCAGGAGAAGGAGAUGCUGAACUUGUCACGGAGGACAAGGUCGACGAGCUAGUCAACGAGCUAGUCGUGGAGCUGUUCGUGGAGCUGGUCGUAGUCAUUGAGCUACCAAUUGUUGUGAAGAUUGAGAUGGUGCCAUCGAGAGAAAAGGUCCCGUUCCCAGUCUGA